AGUCACUCCACCACGCGAACAAGCACUCCGUUGAACGAAACUCCAAAAUCUUUAGAGUCGUCCUCCUCUUCGCAGCAAUCUCCAUCGCGUCGUCAACCCUCGAAUCAACAAAUUCAAGCCGUCAACUUUUCACCUGAAGAUAUGAACAAGGUGGCACAACUUCUCGUGGCUCAACAACAGCAGCGAGCUCUGGCUGCAGCUGCUGCAGUUCAAGCGCAACAGAACGUGUCGUCUGCAGCCACUUCAAAUUCUCUCCUGCAUAUGAGCAACGCAAUCCAAAGUGCCAACAACACUGCUGCUGCUGCGGCAACUACGCCUAAUAAUCACUCGAAUAAUCCGAAUGGCAACAGCAAUAAUAAUAAUAACAAUACAUUUUAUAAUGCAGCAGCACAACAACAAAACAAUUUUUUGUUUUUGUGCAUUUUCGUAACGGCAUUCUAA
Messenger RNA from Anisakis simplex (herring worm), 441 nucleotides. The record is from the annotation of a GenBank genome assembly. Lineage: Eukaryota; Metazoa; Nematoda; Chromadorea; Rhabditida; Anisakidae.